Molecule: messenger RNA, 3141 nt
Organism: Drosophila hydei
Lineage: Eukaryota; Metazoa; Arthropoda; Insecta; Diptera; Drosophilidae
Gene: smid
Product: nuclear valosin-containing protein-like
Exons: 9
Coding region: 77-2929 (950 amino acids)
Biological process (GO): ribosome biogenesis
Cellular component (GO): nucleus
Molecular function (GO): RNA binding; ATP hydrolysis activity; ATP binding
Source: RefSeq, a predicted model, not a curated record
GCGUCAUAUUGUUAGCGGCUAACGCGAAAUUAUUCUCGUGUGAAUUUUGGCAGCACUUAUUUUGCCCACACAGAAUAUGAAGAAAGUCAAACCACUAUUGCACGAUCAUUUAAUAACGAAUCGAGUAAAGCAGUAUCUGGAAGAGCACAUUGACGAGACCUAUUUGGAUGUGAAGCAGAUGACCAAAGAGUUGAUGCGCAAAUAUCCCGAGUAUUCCCGUCGCAAAUUUGGACCAUUCAGACAACUUGUUCAUCAAGCUUUUUCCAUUGUUUCCGACAGCUACAACUUAGAUAAGGCAAGCAGCUCUGAGGAAGAAGAAGAUUUUCUAUCAGACGAAGCAGAGACGCCUAACAACAGCGUCAUGAAUAAUCUAAUGCAUGGUUUGUACACCCCAAAUCAAACUACAGUUCGCAAAGCACCGCCAACCCCAAAGCCGAGCAACGAGCCAAUUGACAUUUCCAGCGGUGAUGAGAACGAUGAUGAAUCCGUCAGUCCACCAAAUGGCACUGGCAGCUUGGCUGGUGGCGCUACGGUUAUAGCUCCGGUAAAAGCGGUCAAACGACCCAUGGAUCCAAGCCAGUCAAUGGCAGCUGUGCUGGCUAAGAAAGGUAAAACAUCGCUAUUUGAUCUGCUUGAAGGUACACGACAGGAUAACCUGACAGGUGGCAGUAACGCAGCUAACCAAAUGCCGUCGAAGAAAUAUGUUAACGUUUCGGCAAAUGUUGGUAAAGGCGACGUUGGGUCCAGCAAGGAACCAUCGCAUCAUGGACCCUCCCAUGGUUAUCAACAACAUCAACAGUUUCCACAACAGCAGCAACACCAUCAGCAUCAGCAGCAGAUGCGUGUUCGCCAUUACAAAAAGGAAUUGGAGGUGGCACGCAUCUCAGAGAGUUUCCGUGAUAUUGGUGGCAUGGAUGGCACACUGAAAGAGCUAUGCGAAAUGCUAAUACAUAUCAAAUCACCGGAAUUCUAUUUCCAAUUGGGUUUGCUGCCAUCGCGUGGCCUGCUGCUGCACGGACCGCCGGGCUGUGGCAAAACCUAUUUAGCGCGUGCCAUUGCGGGUCAAUUGAAAAUGCCGCUACUGGAGGUGCCGGCCACGGAGUUAAUUGGGGGCAUUUCUGGUGAAUCGGAGGAGCGUAUACGUGAUGUUUUUGAACAGGCCAUUGAUAAUUCACCAUGUGUGCUCUUCAUUGAUGAAAUCGAUGCCAUUGCGGGCAAUCGUCAGUGGGCCUCCAAAGAUAUGGAGCGUCGUAUUGUCUCGCAGCUAAUUACCAGCUUGGAUCAGCUAAAGAGCACUGAAUUCGGACAAUCAGUGGUUGUUAUUGCUGCCACAACACGGCCGGACGCUUUGGAUCCGGGUCUGCGUCGCAUUGGACGCUUCGAUCACGAAAUAGCUAUACAUAUACCAACGCGCAAAGAACGACGUGAAAUAUUGCGCAUUCAGUGCGAGGGUCUGUCCAUUGACCCGAAGCUAAACUAUGAUAAAAUUGCUGAGCUAACGCCUGGCUAUGUGGGCGCCGAUCUGUUGGCUUUGGUUUCGCGGGCUGCCACAAUUGCUGUGAAGCGUCGAUCAAUGAAAAAGUUUCGUGAGCUGCAUGCAGCUAGUGAAAUGAAUAUGACAACAGUUACACUGGACGAUGAUGAGCCCGCCGAGCCAGUGAAGGACAAGCCAGCAGAUGAGGAGCAGCCAGCCGAUGGGAAGGCAGCUGAUAAGAAGUCAACUGAUGAAAAAAAAGGUGAAGAAUCUGAAAAGCCAAGCUCGGAUAAAGAAAAUGCAGAAGCCACAAAUGGCGAGAAGGCCAAUGAAGAUGAUUCCAUGGAUGUGGAUGACAACGAAAAAUCUGAGACCAAACAGCCCGAAAAGCCAGCCAAGUCGCCAGUUGAGCUUGAUGAAUUCUACGAACCAACAUUGGCUGAGCUGACAAAUUUCUUGGACAAUCCGCCAGAGGAAUUCGCCGAUCCAAAUUUCUGUCUUACUUUAGAUGAUUUUAUGACCGCCGUUAAGGUUAUACAGCCAUCGGCAAAGCGUGAAGGUUUCAUCACUGUUCCAGACACUACCUGGGAGGAUAUUGGCUCAUUGCAUGACAUACGCGAAGAGCUGAAGCUAGCUGUGCUGGCACCUGUAAAGUAUCCCGAGAUGCUGGCACGCCUUGGCCUAGAGGCACCCUCCGGUGUGCUGCUCUGCGGCCCACCUGGUUGUGGCAAGACUUUGUUAGCCAAGGCCAUAGCCAAUGAGGCGGGCAUUAACUUUAUAUCCGUUAAAGGCCCUGAAUUGAUGAAUAUGUAUGUGGGCGAGAGUGAGCGUGCAGUGCGCGCUUGUUUCCAACGUGCUCGCAAUUCGUCGCCAUGUGUUAUCUUCUUUGAUGAGUUCGAUUCGCUAUGCCCCAAGCGCUCGGAUGGGGGCGAUGGCAACAAUUCCGGCACACGCAUUGUCAAUCAACUGCUCACUGAAAUGGAUGGCGUUGAAGAGCGUAAGGGCGUCUAUAUAUUGGCUGCUACUAAUCGGCCGGACAUCAUAGAUCCGGCCAUUUUGCGACCGGGUCGUUUAGAUACCAUACUCUAUGUUGGCUUGCCGCAAGAGCAGGAGCGUGUGGAUAUACUGAAAGCCACCACGAAGAAUGGCAAGCGUCCAGUGCUGGCGGAUGAUGUCGAUUUGAAGAAGUUGGCUACAAAAACGGUUGGCUAUACGGGUGCCGAUUUGGCCGGCCUGGUUAAGCAGGCAUCCAUGUUUUCGCUGCGUCAAUCUCUGAACAGCGGCAACACCAAUGCCGACGAACUUUGUGUGUGCCAAAAGCAUUUCGAAGAGGCACUCAAGCAGCUGCGUCCCUCGGUUAGCGAGCAGGAUCGCAAGGUGUAUGAGAAGCUGCGUCAGAAGUAUGCUGCACCGCGUUUGCCUUCUUUUGAGACCACCAAAAGAUUAACUCCAUGAGUGACACACACUGUUGUACUAGUAUUUAAGCAAUCACACACAGAUACACACACACACACAAAGGCAGCAAUCGUAGAGAUUGCGUGCAUAUUCCUCAUUUGAUUUACAAUGUACAAAAACCAAGUUAUAAAAUAUUAUGGAGCAUCAAAACAUACACACCCACAUACAGAAUAAAAAUGCCCAAGCGAACUCAACUUUGGGACCAAGCCCAA